Molecule: messenger RNA, 165 nt
Organism: Orbilia oligospora ATCC 24927
Lineage: Eukaryota; Fungi; Ascomycota; Orbiliomycetes; Orbiliales; Orbiliaceae
Exons: 2
Coding region: 1-165 (54 amino acids)
Source: RefSeq, a predicted model, not a curated record
AUGGCUCUUACACUCUUUAGCCGCAAAGCCCUCCCCUUCCUCACAGUCCUCGGUGCCUCCGGAGCAUACCUAGCAAUAAGCAGAAUGCAUAAGACACAGACCGCAAAUAUGGCACGAAGACAUGAUAGACUAGCAUUGUGGGAGACUGCACGAAGUGGUAUGUAA